CACUUCCUGGUUGCCCGACGGAAAUAGCGGAGUUUGUUUGGUUGCUAUGCCGCUUCAUCGCUGAUAAAGAUGGCGAGAAAAGGAUAAACGCUUUAUAAACGAAGAGAUAAAUCAUUGUUUGUGCUUUCUGAGAGUUGUGUUGACAUUAUGUCGGGCGCUGAGGACGAAGAGUCGACGCUUGCUUUGAUCUUGUACUACUGCCAGGAAAAGUUUUCCAGUCAUGUUGUAGAUGUUUCCAGCGAAGCUCAACGGAAGUUCAGUCAUGAUCCGAUCUUCACAUUCCUGCAUGCCUAUGGACUGCUCAUGCAAGAUCGAGUGUUAGAUGCCAUCCAGGAGUUGGAGCUGUUGAAAGAGAAAAAGGAUGUUUCCCUGUGUGCGCUGAUGGCUCUGGUUUAUGCCCACAAAAAGAGACCAAAUCCUGAUCGUGAUGCGAUCCAGGAGUUGGAUGGAAGAGUGAAGGAGGAGAGAAAGACCUCUGGUCCCAGAGCUUUGUAUUACGCCGGGAUGCUGCUUUGGCUUUUGGGUCGUAAUGAUAAAGCCAGAGAGUAUGUGGAGAGGAUGAUCAAGAUCUCCAACGGAUCUAAAGAAGGACUUGUGCUGAAAGGGUGGAUAGAUCUGAGAUCGAAUAAAGAAGCUUACGUCAAGAAAUCUGGAAAAUACUUCGAUGAAUCACUAAAGGAGAAAAUUGAUGUUUUUGCUCUGAUGGGAAAGGCACAAUAUUAUGAAUUUCGUCAGAAUUAUUCUGGUGCUUUGGAGACUAUAAACCAGGUCAUUGUGAGUUACCCAUCCUUUCUACCUGCCCUGGUCCAAAAGAUGAAGUUGUUUUUAACUUUACAAGACUGGGAACAAACAGUGGAUGCAGCGCAAAGGCUUCUUCAGAGAGACAGAAAUAACCUGGAGGCUUUGAGGAUGUUGGCUCUGUAUUCUCUCUGUAGAGAAGGAAACAUGACUGAGUCUGUAAACCAGCUGUCAAAUCUUAUCAGUAACCUGGACGUUCAGGAGCCGAACAAUCCUGAGCUGUUGUACAGAAUGUCCUUAGCGUUCACUCGAGUGUGUGGAAGAGCUGAGAAGAUUCUUCAGCAUACACACAGGAUGGUGGAGCGGGCUUUUACUCAGGCUUCGGGUGACUCGGAGCUGGCCACAGAAAUGGGUUACCAGCUGGUUCUUUUGGGUAGGGUGAAAGAGGCCAUGAAGUGGUAUAAGACAGCAAUGACUCUGGACGAGAGCAGCGUCUCUGCUUUAAUAGGUAUCAUCAGGUGUCAGCUGAUAGAGGGACACAUCGAAGAUGCAGAACAGCAGCUGGAAUUCCUAACGGAGAUUCAGCAGUCCAUCGGAAAAUCAGCGGAGCUGUUGUUCUUGCGUGCACUGUUGGCAGUGAAAAAGCGACGUCCGCCAGAGGAGGCCAUCAACCUAUUAAAUGAUGCAGUGGACACUCACUUCUCCACCUUACAGGGUUUGCCCCUCAGCAUCGAGUACUUUGAGAAACUCAACCCUGACUUACUGCUGGAGAUCGCCAAGGAAUAUUUAUCACUCUCUCCUGCUAAGUCUCCAGGUCCAGGUCAGUCUCCCGCCCCUCAGCUCCUCCAUUGUGCUUCUGUGCUGGAUACCGUGGUAAAAGCCGUUCCUGGUCUCCCGCAGGCAGUCCUUCUCAUGGCCAAAGUCCGAUUUCAGUCAGGAGAUACAGAAGCUGCUCAUAGUGGUUUGCAGCACUUACUGGAUCAGAACCCAGCACACGCUGAUGCUCAUCUCCUCAUGGCUCAGAUUCAUCUCAUGCAGGGCAACUUCAAACUCUCAUCCCAGUCUCUGGAGCUCUGCCUCAGUCACAACUUUGAGAUCCGCGAGCAUCCGCUGUAUCACCUGAUCAAAGCUCAAGCUCAGAGGAAGAUGGGCCAGCUUCAAGAGUCCAUACAGACACUGCAGAUGGCCAUGAGUCUGUGUGCCGUGAGGAGAACGAGCUCGUCAACCAAAAGACAAACCAAAAAAAUUGAGCUCAGCACGGCAGACUGCGUUUCAGUGUUCCUGGAGUUAACCGAAGCUCUGUGGCUCAAUGGAGAGCAGCACGAGGCAGCCAAAGUGAUGCAAGAUGCCAUCAAUGAGUUCACGGGCACAUCAGAGGAGCUACGUGUCACUAUUGCCAACGCUGACCUGGCAUUGAUGCGCGGUGACACAGAGCUGGCACUGAGCAUGCUCAGAAACAUCACACCAGAGCAGCCAUACUAUAUACAAGCCAAAGAGAAAAUGGCCGACAUCUACCUGAACCACAGGAAAGAGAAACGACUCUAUGUGAGCUGCUACAGGGAUUUGGUGGAGAAAUUGCCUGGUGCUCAUAGCUUUCUGUUGCUCGGUGAUGCCUACAUGAACAUUCAGGAGCCAGAAUUGGCAAUUGAGGUGUAUGAGCAGGCUCUGAAGAAAACUCCUAAAGAUGGAGCGGUGGCCAGUAAGAUCGGGAAAGCACUUGUCAAGACGCACAACUAUGUAAAGGCAAUUAACUAUUAUGAGGCAGCCCUGAAGAGCGGCCAGCAAAACUUCCUGAGGUAUGACCUGGCCGAUCUUCUCAUGAAGCUCCGACAGUAUGAACGCUGUGAAAAGGUUUUGCAGGAGGCUUUAACUCAUGAUCCUGUGAAUGAACUUCUGCUCCUCACUGAAGACUGUCGGUAUCUCGUGCUUCUCGCCAAAGUCCAGAGCAAAGUCAGUAAAAAUGACGAAGCCUUGUUGUCCUUACAGAGAGCAAGAGACGUGCAGGCGAAGGUUCUGAAACGCGUCCAAUUGGAGCAGCCCGACUCUGUGCCCGCGCAGAAGCAGCUCGCCGCAGAGAUCUGCGCUGAAAUCGCCAAACACUGCAGCAGCCAGCGCGGCUACGAGCGAGCCGUCAAGUUUUACAAAGAGGCGCUUGUGUACUGCGACGGCGACAGCAAGGUGAUGCUGGAGCUGGCUCAGUUAUAUCUCACUCUGGAUGAUGUUGAUGCCUGUCAGCAUCAGUGCGCAGCCAUUCUGAAGAAUGAUCCGGUGAAUGAGGCGGCCACACUGAUGAUGGCAGACCUGAUGUUCAGAAAGCAGGACUAUGAACAGGCCGUCUUUCACUUUCAGCAGCUCCUGGAGAGGAAACCAGACAACUACCCAACAUUGUCACGCCUCAUUGAUCUGCUGCGUAGAGCCGGUAAACUGGAGGACGUCCCGAGGUUCCUCGAGAUGGCAGAGAAACACUCGCAGAGAGCCAAGUUUGAUCCUGGAUACAACUACUGCAAAGGGCUCUAUCUGUGGUAUACUGGUGAACCCAAUGAUGGGUUACGGCACUUUAACAAAGCCCGCAAAGACAACGAUUGGGGUCAGAAUGCAGUGUAUAACAUGAUCGAGAUAUGUCUGAACCCUGACAAUGAGACGGUCGGAGGAGAGGUGUUUGAAAACCUGGAUGGAGACAUGGGGAACUCCACCGAAAAGCAGGAGUCGGAACAGCUGGCCGUAAGAACAGCCGAGAAACUGUUAAAGGAGUUGAAGCCGCAGACGCCUGCGGGUCACGUGCAGCUGCGCAUACUGGAGAAUUACUGUUACAUGGCCACCAAGCAGAAGGCCAACGUGGAGAAAGCUCUCAAUGUGUUCAUUGAGAUCGCAAACAGCGAGAAAGAUUAUGUGCCUGCUCUUUUGGCCAUGGCCACUGCCUACAUGAUCCUGAAGCAGACGCCUCGAGCCCGAAACCAACUUAAGCGCAUCGCCAAGAUGAACUGGACCAUCGUCGAUGCUGAUGAAUUCGAGAAGAGCUGGUUACUUCUGGCCGACAUCUACAUCCAGUCGGGAAAAUAUGACAUGGCAGGAGAUCUUCUGAAGAGAUGUCUGCGGCACAAUAAGUCUUGCUGUAAAGCAUACGAGUACAUGGGCUACAUUAUGGAGAAGGAGCAGUCCUUCAGAGAUGCUGCCAUGAAUUAUGAAAUGGCCUGGAAGUACAGCAAUCAAACCAAUCCCACUAUCGGAUACAAGCUAGCAUUCAAUUACCUGAAGGCCAAAAGACACGUGGAUGCUAUAGAUGUGUGUCAUAAAGUUUUAGACGCACAUCCAAGCUAUCCACGGAUAAGGAAAGACAUCCUGGACAAAGCAAGAGCGGCUUUAAGAUCAUAACAUGAUGUGUGUGUUUACUUAAGUGGUUUUAUGUGCGAUUUCAUAUAAAAUACAUUGAUAAGUGUUAGUAUAUGACUUUUUAUGACUGCUUUCAGUGUUCAGCAUCAAAGGUGUAAUAUUUUUCAUUAUAAUGUUUGUUUAAUUUAAUAAAUAAACAUAUCUUAGUAUGGAU
Messenger RNA from Misgurnus anguillicaudatus (oriental weatherfish), 4282 nucleotides. Lineage: Eukaryota; Metazoa; Chordata; Actinopteri; Cypriniformes; Cobitidae. The record is from RefSeq and is a predicted model, not a curated record.